AUGCGGCUUCCCGUUAUAAUUUCCAAUGUUGGUGUUUCAGCCCCAAAGCACACGGGAGCGCUUCACACGGAGGUCGUCCCACGGAGGCGCUCACACGGAGGCGCUCACAACGGGAGCUCUCCACGGGAGGCGCUCACGGGAGGCGCUCACACGGAGCGCUCCCAAAACGGAGGUGCUCACACGGACGCGUUUCACACGCAAACGUUCAACAAGCGAGGCGCUUACCUGCGAGAUGCCCUCACCGCCCCGAAGACACGGGCGCUCACACGGAGGCGUCAACGGGAGGCGCUCACACGGGAGGCGCUCACACGGGAGGCGCUCACACGGGAGGCGCUCACACGGGAGGCGCUCACACGGGAGGCGCUCACACGGGAGGCGUUCACACGCAAAACGUUCACAAGCGAGGCGCUUACAUGCGAGAUGCUCACUAGUGUGACUAGUAACAAUGGUAGCACCAGUAGCAACGGUACCACCAGUAGCACUGGUACCACAGGUAGCCCCAGUAGCAAUGGUAGCACCAGCAUCAAUGGCAUGACCAGAACCUCUGAUAGCACUAGUAGCACCAUUAACACUAGUAGCACCAGUAGCACUAGUAACACCUAUAGCCCAAGUAGCACUGGUAGCACCAUUAACACCACUAGCAACGGUAGCGCCAUUAUCACUAGUAACACCAGUUGUACAGGAGGAAGAACCAUGGAUGGAGUACAAGCGGUCCACUUAGGCCACAUUGAUGCGUGGGCGUGGAUGCUGACCGUGGGCGUUGGCGUGAUGGUAAGCAUGAAGGCGGUGCCCACACAGGGCCAAGUUACAGGGUACCGUAAAAAAUGGUGUCACUGUGACCUCGACCCUUGCCUGCAGAGUGUCCUUGCUGCCCUGCUGGCCAACAAGACCAUCCCUAAUUGCUCUCCAGAAAAUCCAUUUGUAGAUGCAGGGCCACCGCCGAGCAACAAUACUUCAGGCAACACCACCGCAGGCGCUGCUGGUGCCUCGACCAAUUCUUCAGGCAACGCCACCGCAAAUACCUCAGGAACAUCGAACGGUACCGCAUCCAACUCUACCACUGGUGCUGGAUCGGCAUCAAACACCACUUCGUCCAACUCUACCACUGGAUCAACAUCAAACACCACUUCGUCCAACUCUACCACUGGAUCAACAUCAAACACUACUUCGUCCAACUCUACCACUGGAUCAACAUCAAACACUACUUCGUCCAACUCUACCACUGGAUCAACAUCAAACACCACUUCAUCCAACUCUACCACUGGAUCAACAUCAAACACCACUUCGUCCAACUCUACCACUGGAUCAACAUCAAACACUACUUCGUCCAACUCUACCGCUGGAUCAACAUCAAACACCACUUCAUCCAACUCUACCACUGGAUCAACAUCAAACACUACUUCGUCCAACUCUACCACUGGAUCAUCAUCAAACACCACUUCAUCCAACUCUACCACUGGAUCAACAUCAAACACCACUUCGUCCAACUCUACCACUGGAUCAUCAUCAAACACCACUUCAUCCAACUCUACCACUGGAUCAACAUCAAACACCACUUCAUCCAACUCUACCACUGGAUCAACAUCAAACACCACUUCAUCCAACUCUACCACUGGAUCAACAUCAAACACCACAUCGUCCAACACCACAACUACAGGAAGAAAGAAGCGCUCUGCUGGUGACGCUACUGAAGGAAUCACCAGAUACGCUAACCAGGUGACCGAGGUCGUCGAUAAAGUGGUCAACAAGGCUGAGAAAGUGGCUCAAGUGGUCCAGCAAAUGACUCAAGUGGUCGCUUGGGCAGGCCAAGUGUCUGGAGAUGCCACGGUAGAUGUUGGCACGGACGGUGCCAAGACAGUAGCUAACGAGGGUGUCAGAGCAGAGCCUCAGGGAGAGGGAGAAGCUGCAUCACACACCGUCUUUAUCUCACAACGCAGGAAGCGCCAGGCAGCAAACAACACCAGCAACAGUAACAGUACCAGUAGCAGCAGCAACAGUACUACUAGCAGCAGCAGCAACGGUACUAGUAGCAGCAACAACAGUACUAGUAGCAGUAGCAACAGUACCAGUAGCAGCAGCAACAGUACCAGUAGCAGCAGCAACAGUACCAGUAGCAGCAGCAACAGUACCAGUAGCAGCAGCAACAGUACCAGUAGCAGCAGCAACAGUACCAGUAGCAGCAGCAACAGUACCAGUAGCAGCAGCAACAGUACUAACAGCAGCAACAACAGUACCAGCAGCAAUAGUACCAGCAACAGUAACAGUACUAGCAGCAGCAGUAAUAGUACCAGCAACAGUGCCAGCAGCAACAGUACCAGCAGCAGUAACAGUACCAAUAGUAACAAUACCAGCAGCAGUAAUACUACCAGCGGCAACAGUACCAGCAACAGCAACAGUACCGACAGUAACAGUACCAGCAGCAGCAAUACUACCAGCAACUGUACCAGCAACAGCAACUGUACCAGCAGCAACUGUACGAGCGACAGCAAUUGUACCAGCAGCAACUGUACCAGCAGCAGCAACUGUACCAGCAGCAACAGUACCAGUAGCAACAACUGUACGAGCAGCAGCAGCAACAGUACUAGUACCAGCAAUUGUACUAGCAACAACAACGGUACCAACAGCAGCAGCGGUGGUGGUAACAGUAACAGCACCGACGUGGUCAUCAUUGCUCCCUUCAGGAACGUUACCCAGACAGUGGUGACUCAGGGUGUCUUCUUCAACACUACGGGCAGCGCCUCCCUCUGUUCCUGCACACCCGGAAGUCAGUUGUUGGUGAGUUUGUGUCUGACUGACCUCAACUUUACCAGAGACCUGACCAACAACAACACUCAACUAUACUUCAACACCUCACGCACCUUAAUGGCCACGCUUCACAUCUACCUGUCUGCUCUGGUGGACACGAACGGUGUUUACAUCUUCAGGAGGCUGAGUCUACCCACCUUCAGUCCAGAUGGUAACGGAUUCACCGACCUAAAUACCAAGGUUGAGCUAACGUCCAUCCUCCCCCUGGCUAGUUACUACGUUGAGAACGCCAUUGAGGUGCCCACAAGGAUGAGCAACAUGAUCGCCACCUACAAGACUGACUCCGAGGAUUGUCUUCAGGUGACAGGUGAGUCGUCUAGAAGCGGGUAUGCCGUCUCAUGCCUGAUCUACACUCCGUAG
Molecule: messenger RNA, 3165 nt
Organism: Cherax quadricarinatus
Lineage: Eukaryota; Metazoa; Arthropoda; Malacostraca; Decapoda; Parastacidae
Source: RefSeq, a predicted model, not a curated record